AUUUGCACAAUCAUUGUAUCUCGCAGUACUUUUCCGUACCAUGGGGCGUGAAGUUUGAAGCUACGUAGCUGAUUUUGACAACGAAAUUGUGGAUCCGUCUGCAGCCCAUCGUACUCGACUCAAUCAGCGACAGAUGCUUACCUAAUUCUCCUACUUCCCACUGCAGUGUAGUCACCCAGUAACCACUGCUCACGCGCUCAGGUUGGUUAAUCACCCACAAGAUCGAAGUUAUCAUGCCAGCUGCUCAUAGAGUCACCGAGGGUAGCCCAGUUGCCGCAUUUCUAUCCGAAUAUGCUUCCGACACUGAGGUAUUCGUUAGCCACCUCGACACCACUGAGGUGUCAAGCAGAAAGAAACACUUCCUCCUCAUGCUAGGCGCCAAUCUUGCAUGGUCUUUUCUACUUGCCAAACGCAUAUACGGCGCUCUCUACCGCUACGGCGUCCUGUUUAUCCUUGGGAAAAUAUCACCGAUAUUCAAGGCCCCUCCUCCUGCGGUGAACUGGCCAUUAGCAGGUCAACUGUGCCUUGACAUAUUUCUGUUGUCCGUGUUGCUGCCCUUGAUCAACAACUUCAUCGCCGUCAUAAAGCUACGAUACCGUCAUGGGUUCCCAAAAUCUGAAAUCGUCUUCCGAAAACCUAGUUCAGCGACCGUUGCAAAUAUUCUUUCUCAAUCCCUGGAAAAAAGGGAUUCAUACCUGAAUGACCUUCUGCGUCGUGCCGUCGAUCCCGAUGAAUUCAACCAGCCAACUUGGGGUAUGCCUUGGGAUGAGUGGACCAUAGACUUCCGGGCGAUGGCGGUUGCGGACGAGGCGGAGAAAAAGGGUCUGAUCUCUAGAGAUGCAUGGGAGCUAAGCGUAUGGAUGAAGAUGAAGGAAGGUUGGACCGUAAUCGAGCACGGGAAAGUCAGUAACCCCUUGAGCCAAGCUGGUAUGAUGGAAAAGCUUCAACGCAAACUCACUGCCAUGGGCAAGCGACAUGUGUUUACUCAGAUGAUGGAAGUCAUUCAGGUCAAGACCGUCGCGAAAGAUGGAACUCCGAUGCCUGUCACUGAGGAAGUGGACACAAUUAUUGCAGACAUCUUUCGCCGGAAUGAGGUGGAUUUUGCGCAGUUGACCAGCGAAUUGGCUACAGAAACUCCCCGUUUCGCAGCCAACUCGUCAAAGAAGACGAAGUAGACAUGCUAUAUUCUAAAUAUUUAGAACGUUACAGGUACUAUAUCUGAAUUACCACGACAAGUAAAAAUAUCUCUGUUUCUUCGCUUAUCACAGGAUGUUCGUAUCGGUUAAGUGGCGCUCUCCUGAGCACGUUGGUAUUGUGUCACCUGGUCUAGGUUAUUCUUAUCCGU
This is a messenger RNA of Suillus discolor, 1345 nucleotides long. RefSeq lists its product as uncharacterized. Lineage: Eukaryota; Fungi; Basidiomycota; Agaricomycetes; Boletales; Suillaceae. The transcript is spliced from 4 exons. The coding region runs from base 234 to 1175 and encodes 313 amino acids. The record is from RefSeq and is a predicted model, not a curated record.